GAGGAAGGGAGAGAGAGAGGGAGAGAUGGAGGGAGGAAGGGAGAGGGAGAGAGAAAGGUGGGGCUGGAUCCUCCCUGAACGUUCUCUAACACCUCCCUCCAUCCCUCUCUCCUUCUCAGAUAGACCGUUCUGUCUAUCUGCAGUUUGUAUGGAUCAGUGGGAACCACCACCACACACACACACACAGAGAUAAGUCUCCUCAGCUUCAACCUCUGAUGAACAGUGUGUGUUUGUAUCAUUGAUAUGUAGUCGUCAACAGGCAGUGCAGAGGAGACAAUCGGAAGUGCUCUAAGAGAUGGGUCAGAGGUUUGGUGUUUUACAGCUGUGGUUGUAACCCCUGGUCAGGCUUCUGUUUACCCUUCAGACAUAUAUACUGAUACCUGCAUUUAAUGCUUUACGAUGACUGUUCUCUCUGACGGCCUGUCAGAAUCAACCCCUGUUCUGGUUUUGUGUUGGACCCGGUGUGUCUCUCUCUCUCUCUGCUGGAGUCUGAGUGAGGGGGAUGUUGAGUGGAGAGAGACUGUAUUUAAACGACUGAAUGAACGAACCCAGACGCCCACCCGAAAAGAAGGGAAGUAGAGAAGGGUGCAGAAAACAACAUCACCACAGAGGACAACAUGUCCAGAGGACAACAUGUCCAGAGGAGCUGCACCACAGGGGACAACAUGUCCAGAGGAGCUGCACCACAGGGGACAACAUGUCCAGGGGACAACAUGUCCAGAGGACAACAUGUCCAGAGGAGCUGCACCACAGGGGACAACAUGUCCAGAGGAGCUGCACCACAGGGGACAACAUGUCCAGGGGACAACAUGUCCAGAGGACAACAUGUCCAGAGGAGCUGCACCACAGAGGACAACAUGUCCAGGAGACAACAUGUCCAGAGGACAACAUGUCCAGAGGACAACAUGUCCAGAGGAGCUGCACCACAGGGGACAACAUGUCCAGAGGACAACAUGUCCAGGGGACAACAUGUCCAGAGGACAACAUGUCCAGGGGACAACAUGUCCAGAGGACAACAUGUCCAGAGGACAACAUGUCCAGAGGAGCUGCACCACAGGGGACAACAUGUCCAUAGGAGCUGCACCACAGGGGACAACAUGUCCAUAGGAGCUGCACCACAGGGGACAACAUGUCCAGGGGAGCUGCACCACAGGGGACAACAUGUCCAGAGGAGAUGCACCACAGGGGACAACAUGUCCAGAGGAGAUGCACCACAGGGGACAACAUGUCCAUAGGAGAUGCUUUCUGCCACCUCUUUGUGUAUUCCUACUUUAAGACUGUAGCUUUUAUUAUUGAAACCAGGAAGUCUACGUUGUUUCAAUCACAAUGUUUUGUUGGAGUGAUUUUGAUUCCGCGUCCUACCAUUCCGCGUCCUACCCACUAAGCAAUUAAUGGUAUACCACAUCCCUACCGAGCCUCUGAAGUUACUGAGGAGGAAGAGGUAGAUGUGGGAAAGGGUCUGACUUGUCUCACUUGUGACCUUUCAGUUUGACCCUUGAACUUUGACAUAUGAUGUUGUGUAGAUUUGGAAAGCACUUCAGGCUGAUAAAUUAGGUCCUAACAUUUCACACAGCGAUUGGCUUGCACAUUUCAAAUCUGCCACAAUGAUAAGUUUAUUUUACGGUGAUAUGCCCUAUCGUAUAGAAGAUUCAACAACCUGUGAGGAUACACCUUAGCAAUAUCCAUAACCAGCCCCUUCAAGCCUUCCUAAACCCAACCUAGGGAGACAUCAUAGCACUUUAUUCCUUUUGAUUGGUUUUAUUCUCUUGUUUGUAUUUCUGUUGUUUUUCAGUGUUGCCGUCUCAUUCUGGCUGCACCUUCCUAACCUCUGACCCCUAACCUCUGACACCUAACCUCUGACCCCUAACCUCUUGACACCUAACAUCUGACCCAUAUCCUCUGACGCCUAAACUCUGACCCCUAACCUCUGACACUUAACCUCUGACCCCUAUCCUCUGAUUCCUAUCCUCUGACCCCUAACCUUUGACCCAGCAUCCUGUUCUACAGAAGCCAGGGAACCAUUUGGUCUUGGAGGGUGAGGUGCUCCUUUAGAAUGGUGUUAUAAAUGUUAAAAUAUAUAUAUACAUAUAUUUGAUUUGAAUUAUGAAACAUUUCUAAGGAAUAUUGAAUGAUUGUAGAGAGAAUGUGUAUUUGUUAGUUUUAGGUGGUGUAUGAGCUUUGAGAGUGAUUAUACUGCGAGAGGAGGAAGGAUACGAUCCUAUCUUUGCUUGGCUAGUUUGGUCUUCUCUAAACCACACCCUCUCCUUGAUCUCUCUUACAUCUUCAGAAUGUUUAUCAAACUGCUGUUGAAGUUUAUGGUUAACAUCAAUGUCCUCCAUCUUGUCAGAAAGCUGUUCUCACCCACAGAUCAAGCCAACACUUUUUAUUACAAUACGUGUGUUGUUAUGGUUAAUCUCUCUGGUCAAAUAUAACUCUGUAAUCUUCCUCUAUACAACAGUCCUGUGUCCCUGUACUUUUAGUUUAUUUUAGCUUUUUUUUUUAUAUAUCUAUUUGAUUUAGUUUUGAUUUGGAGAUGUUUCCGAGCUGCUAAAUCAGUGUAGUUGAACAACAGGCCUUCUCUCUUCUGAAUGUUGCCAUGGUGACAACAUUGAGAACAGGUGCAAAAUUAUUUCCGCAUAUUAUUAUUGGCUGUAAAAAUAAUAAAAAAUAAAAAAGUUUGUAUUUAUUGUGUACAAAUGUUAAAUAAUAAAACGGAUUGGAAAAAUA
Oncorhynchus gorbuscha (pink salmon) is the source of this 2727-nucleotide messenger RNA. RefSeq lists its product as uncharacterized. The record is from RefSeq and is a predicted model, not a curated record. NCBI's taxonomy places the organism in Eukaryota, Metazoa, Chordata, Actinopteri, Salmoniformes, Salmonidae. The coding region runs from base 618 to 1235 and encodes 205 amino acids. The transcript has 2 exons.